CCAUGCCCAGGAUGGAUAUGCAAAGGAUGAUCCCAUGAUCCACUCUCAUGGCGUCGCCUUUUGGCGGCUGUAUAUAAACGCUCCCCUGCGGUUCCUGCGGGCUAUCUGCACACCGAGCUCUGAGUUAGCGUUCCAGGAUCGGAGGUAGCUUGCUAAGGUCCGAUGGCGGACAUGCAGAUCGUCCUGUCCGGGAGGAAGAUCGAGGCGCAGUACGUGGAGAUGAAGGUGCCGCUCUACUCCUACGGGUGCGAGAAGAAGAUCAAGAAGGCACUCUUGCAUCUAAAAGGGAUACAUUCGGUGCAGGUGGACUACCACCAGCAGAAGGUGACGGUGUGGGGGAUCUGCAACCGCGAGGACGUGCUCGCCGCCGUCCGGAAGAAGCGGACAGCGGCGCGGUUCUGGGACGGCGACGUGCUGGGUCCCGGCCAGCAGGUGCCGGCUCCCGGAGACGCUCCCAAGCAGUACCUGGCGGCGUUCACCGCGUACAGGUUGAGGAAGUCGUGGAAGAAGCUGUUCCCGCUGAUCCGGCUGUAAAUCUGGCCGUGAGCUUAGUUGUUGUUGUUGUUUUUUUUUUUGUGAACUCCCAUGAGCUUAGCUUUCCUGACAAGUGGAGACGUAUUCCGCGUGCGAAUUGAUCGCAAGGAAUAGCAAAUGGGUUGGUAGCGCGUGCGUGUUGAUAUCGAACAAAUCUGCUGCGUAACAAUCUUAGAGACGGGCGAAUCACAAUGAUAUACCGUUUGCACGGAUCAA
Molecule: messenger RNA, 750 nt
Organism: Panicum virgatum (switchgrass)
Lineage: Eukaryota; Viridiplantae; Streptophyta; Magnoliopsida; Poales; Poaceae
Product: heavy metal-associated isoprenylated plant protein 28-like
Exons: 2
Coding region: 163-534 (123 amino acids)
Molecular function (GO): metal ion binding
Source: RefSeq, a predicted model, not a curated record